Molecule: messenger RNA, 1047 nt
Organism: Esox lucius (northern pike)
Lineage: Eukaryota; Metazoa; Chordata; Actinopteri; Esociformes; Esocidae
Exons: 7
Coding region: 1-1047 (348 amino acids)
Biological process (GO): protein deubiquitination
Molecular function (GO): cysteine-type deubiquitinase activity
Source: RefSeq, a predicted model, not a curated record
AUGUCUAACUUGGACUUCAAGUAUAGUUCUUACCUCAAAAAUGCAAGUUUGGUGCCUGCACCCAUUUUGGGAAACCAGAAGAAGAAAGACAGGAAUCAAAUCCAAUGUGAUUUGGUUUUCCUUCCUUCUUCCUCUUUGACACCACUUGCCCUGCUAUCUGGCGGAACUCCACCCCUCUCAAACCCUGGAUCCCCUGCCAAAUCACACUCCAAUCUGUCCUCCAGAGUCAUCUCAAUCUCCUCCUUCCACCUGUCUUCAGAGGAAGGAUCACAACCCUCUCCCCCUGUGAGAGAGUUUUGUGUUUCCCUGACUGACUCCACCCUGUCAUCUUCUGACUCCACCCAGACAUCUUCUAAUCCCACCCAGUCUUCCUCUGAUCCCCCCUUUUCAUCAUCUGACUCCACCCACUCAUGUCCUGCCACUCCCCCUGGUCUUCCCUGCCCUUCCUCCCCAGUACACCUAUCUCCUUCUGCCCCCCGGUGCUGUUCUCCCAAGCCCCUGGACCACCAUGGAGAGACCUUGAAAGACAUUGAGAACACCAGCCAUCUGAAGAGCUUCCCAGUUAAAGAGGUGGGAGCAGUUCUUCCACAGGAGAAGACAGUGGUGCCUCAAAUUGUUGCACCUGCUGAGGCCUCCAUUGACCAGAGAGCCUCCUCUGUCUCCCUGGAAAGGCUGUAUGUCAGAUCUGGGGGCCCCCUGGCCCAUCUCUCCAUCCUCUUCAACAGGAGGGGCACCCAGAUAGAGAGGCAAAGAUGCAAAGGCGAUGUCAAAGACAACACCAAGCUUCUUGGGUUGCCCAACAUCGGAAACACCUGUUUUAUGAACUCUGCUCUGCAGUGCCUGUUGGAACUGCCUGCAUUCUGCAGAGUCACCCUAAGACAGCAGGACAUCCGGAGUUCCUACCCCUCUUCUAAACUGCUCCGCACGGCCUCCAUUUUGGUCGUUCCCACCACUCUGGCCAACUUGGCCUUUAGGUCCCCCACCGCCAGCAGUUUUCCCAAGGUCCAUUCUUCCAGCAUCCUUAUCCAUUUCCCAGCACCAUUGUGA